Micromonas commoda is the source of this 3477-nucleotide messenger RNA. RefSeq lists its product with no specific name. The record is from RefSeq and is a predicted model, not a curated record. The coding region runs from base 1 to 3477 and encodes 1158 amino acids. The transcript is spliced from 2 exons. NCBI's taxonomy places the organism in Eukaryota, Viridiplantae, Chlorophyta, Mamiellophyceae, Mamiellales, Mamiellaceae. Gene Ontology annotation, molecular function: lipid binding.
AUGUCCCGGGGCGAGUCGGGUGAGCCAGAGCGACGGAGCCGGGGAUACGCGAUGGGUCUGUUCCGGCGGCGCGGCCCUCCCCAGGGGACCGCACUCCUGGAUGAGGACACCGGCGAUCUCGUCGUUCCCCUCACCCCGGAGGGCGAGGCCGACGAUGGGGCGCCCGGUCCUCUGCCCGAGAAGAUGGGGCUGGGUGACGAGGAAGUCGCGGAGGACGCGACCACCCCGGGGAAGCACGCGCGGAAGGUGUCCAUCAUCGCCGAGGAGGUGCGCGAAGAGCUCGGCUCGCCCCGGACCCCAGGCGUGGAGCAGGGCGCCAAGCGAUGGCUCAAGCGCACCCGCUCCCGCCUCCGCAGCGGCGGAGGCGCGGACGAGGUCAUGUCCUACGCCGAGCAGAUGCGCCUCGAGGCGCUCAUGGAAUACCAGCGGAAGCUCUCCGAGCCCGUGCUCCUCAACAACGAGGUUCUCAUCUCCUUCGCGUCGCGCAUGGCCGCGGAGAUGGACUUUCGCCCGUACAAGACCAUGACGACCAUGUACUCCAAGACGUUCAAGGCGGACGAGUUCCUCCUGUGGGCCAUCAGGCAGGAGGAAGUCAGGGACCAGACGGACGCCCUCUUCCUCGGCAACGAGCUCGUGUCCAGAGGCGUCUUCCUCCCCGUCACCUACGGAGCCGCCGAUUCCCUCUACUGGACCCCGACUAUCAAACCAGGGAACCAGACGCACAGGCUCGUGGCGAGGACCAAGCCGCAGAUCGUCGCCGCGGUGCUCGGCCGGGAUCUGAAAGUACUCAUCGAGGAGGGCGGCACGAUCGCGGGUUUAGGGCCAAACUCACCCACGGCUUCAGAUUCCGCCACGCCGACAAACGACGGUCAAACCGCCGUGAGGCGAACGGCGAGCGACCCGCCGCCGGCCACCGCGAACGGCCACGGGAAUACGAACGGUCACCACGACCCGCACCAAACGCGAACGACGGCGAACGGUCACCGCGACCCGCCGAGGGUGGAGAGGCGGGGGAUCCUGAAGCGGUCGGCGACGUACGGUCACGGCGCCGAGCGAGGCUUCGCCGCGGCGCUGAGCGUUAAAGAGUUUGCCCGGGGAUGGGCGAGGCGCCGCGCCGAGGCGAAGAGGGCCCGCGUCAAACGCUGGCAGCGCCGCGUCAGGAACUUUCGCGCCUCGGUUCGCGCGGCGACGGCCCCCGUUCGUCUCUAUCUCGGGUCGACGCUCGGCCCGCACGCGUUGUUCGCGGUGACGUUUCCGCUCCUCGUCUUGCACUUGUGGCAUACUACUAUGUACGCGGUCAUAGCGGCGUUGUGGUGUCUGCGUCACCUGGCCAACGUGGACGCGAGGCAGCGGCGGUGGGUCGAGCAGAAGGCGCGCGCGGAGGAGCUGAGAAGGUUUCAGGGUAAGAGGGGGUACGCCAAGCUGCACCCGGACGGUUCGGAGUGCGCGGAUUGGUGGUCCGAGGUGCUUCGGUCGUUUUGGGACGGCUGGAUCGAGUUUUGGCUCAACCGGCUGUUGACGCGCAUCCUGACCAACGUGCUGGAUCGUGUUCGUCCGUCGUACCUGGAGAAACUGGAGAUUACCACGUUCAAGCUCGGGGACGCCGCGCCGCGGAUCAACUCGAGCCGAUGCUGGCGAGGUAACGAGGGCGAGACCAUCCUGGAGUGGGACUUGGUGUGGCACACGGAGAAUAUGCAAAUCACGCUCAGCGCCAAAGUCGGCGGCGCCAAGUUUGCCGUUCCCGUCCCUCUGCGCGUGUACGUGUCGAAGCUGCGAAUCGCGGGUAAGUUCCGCAUGGGCCUCUUCUGGACCCGCCGAAAGGGCGGGCCGUACCUGCAGAAGCUUCGCAUAUCAUUCGUGGGAAUGCCCGAGCACUCGGUGUCGAUCAAGCCGAUGACGAGUUCGUUUGUGGACAUUCGCGACUUGCCGGGAGUCGACUCUUUGAUCGAGAACGCGCUGAACAACCUGUUCACCAACGUGCUGGUGGAGCCCAACUGCGUGAACUGGGACGUGGAGAAGUGGUGGAUCAACAGACCGGGCGCGAGGGAACCCGGCGCGUUGGGCCUCAACACGGACAACCCGGGUGAAAUCACCGAGGCGGAGCUGCUGGCCGAGGCUGAACGCAUCCAGGGCAAGAAGGGUUCGUCGUUGACCUCGAUCAUGGGACUGGGAUCGUCCAAGCACCCCACGAUGACCGUCGCCAUGACGGUGCACCUCGCGGAGAUCGAGUCCAAGGAGGGCGCCAAGCCGUGCAGUUUUUACGUCCGGUGCAAGCGGGGCGCCAAGAAGCACACCACCGAGGCGGCCAAGGCUGCGCCGGUUGAGACGAUGGUCACCGCUCACCCUUCGGGAGGGUCCGAGCACGGCGGUUCGCAGGGCGACGGCUCGAACUUUGGGAGCUUCGGCGCCGGCGAAGAGCUCGGGCUGGACUCGCUGGCCAACCUGCAGUCCCCGGGCGGGAGCUUCGCGCAGACGCAGAGCAGGCCGGGGCACAGGCGCGGCACCUCGAGCUUUUCGCAGUUUGGCAGCAGCUUCUCCAUCCAGUCGAGCACCGGAGAGACGACGCACGUCAUGGAGAAGAAAUGGGUGUGCAGGCCGGUGUGGGAGGAGUUCGUGCGCUUGGACGCCUACGACAAGCAGGUGGACCAGAGCGUCGAGCUCAAGGUGAGCUGCGACGACGGCUCCUCCGUCGUCGGCAGCAAGACCACCGUCGGGCGGGCGAUGAUCGAGAGCGUGCUCGACUACGCCGACGGCGCUCUUCACACCGUGCAGCUCCCCAUCCUGCACCACAGGACGGGCGAGGAGGUUGGCCUGCUGCACUUGAGGCUCAAGUGCACGCCGAUACUGCCCGACCUCAUCGCGGCGGCCAAGGAUAGAAAUCCGCACGCUUCGCUGCUUCGCAACCCAAAGACGUACUCGAAGCAGUUCGCGAUGUCGGCUUCGGAUUACAUGGCGGCGAAGGCUGCGGGCAUGGCGUCCGCGGUGUCCGGGCUGAUGCCCUCGGUGCCGGUGCCCAAGAAGUACGUGGACAGCGCGGCGAAGACGAUGACGAAGACGGCGAUAAGCGCCAUCAACGCGCCCGCCAAGCAGGGUCGAUGGGCGGUGCGGUCGGUGUACAAGGGGUGCAAAAAAUUGGUGUACGGCAAGGCCAAGUACAAGGAGAUGAAGAAGGUCAAGCUCGAGCGCGCGCUGCGCGAGGCGCAGGAGGCUGCGAAGUACGCGGAGGCGUGGCAGCAGAGCGCCGCGGCGGCGGCCGGAAAGAACAGGUGGAGGCGCUCGUCAAGUCGGGACAGGAGGCCGGACACCCCGUCCAAGAUGAGCGACAUCGCCGAAUCGCCGUCGGGGUCCGAGGGUACCCUCGCUCGGCAGGACUCGGACGCGUCCACCGCGUCCGGGCAGCGCGUCCGGCCGGUCAGCUUCGCGGAGGCGCCGGCGGAGGCGGAGGCUGCCGCGACGCCUUCCACCCCCCGCGCCUGA